Molecule: messenger RNA, 6100 nt
Organism: Toxotes jaculatrix (banded archerfish)
Lineage: Eukaryota; Metazoa; Chordata; Actinopteri; Toxotidae
Product: rho guanine nucleotide exchange factor 10-like protein
Exons: 29
Coding region: 240-4313 (1357 amino acids)
Biological process (GO): positive regulation of stress fiber assembly; SREBP signaling pathway; actin cytoskeleton organization
Cellular component (GO): cytosol
Molecular function (GO): guanyl-nucleotide exchange factor activity; protein binding
Source: RefSeq, a predicted model, not a curated record
ACAACAGGAAAAGCCUGGAAAGAAGAGUUUUAUUUGGUGGGGCGGUUGGAGGACCUGUGUUUAACCAAAGACAUGUUUUUGGAGUAGGAGUGUGAGAACGCUGCGGGACAGCCGGCGGACUGCGUUAGUGGGACCUUUUUAAGGGGAGGUUAUUGACAAGCCAAUAUCAACUCUAUGGGAAUUAUCAGUGAGGAACAACAUGGAGGAGGAGCUGAUGUGACCAUUUAGAAGCACCCAGCAUGACCUCUCCACACCCACUUCUCUGUCACCCUAUGGUGGGCAGUAAAGUAGUGUCUGUACCUAAUGGGGCAUCGCACAUCGAGGAAGAUGAGGAUGAAGAUGAGCAGGGGGAGAAAUUUGAGUUUGAUGACUGUGAUGACAUUGGACCUCCAGAGGUGAACUCUGGUUCUCCUGUGAAGUGUGAAUGGACCACACACACAGAGGUGUCAGACCUUUAUGCCCAGACAAACACAGCCCAGGAGGCAGAAAGGCAAGGCAUGAAUGGAACAACCAGUGCAGGGCAGGAGGGCCAGACCACCUCCACUGUGAACCAGCAGUACUGCUCAGAUAUGGAAGUCAGAGAGUCACCCGAGGGGCGUUCCACCUCCUCUGAUCUGGGAGUGGCCGGGGACUUGGAGAGUUUCUAUAAGGCAAACAGUAUUUAUGAAGGAAAGUCUUCUUUAAUGCCUGAAUGCGGUCUGGAGUCCAGCAGUGCUGUAAAUGGAGACGGUCCACAACAGGACACUGCUGAGGAUGAGGCAUCGUCUCCAGUCAGUCCACAGACUGAACGUCAGCACACAGCCGGUGAAGACGGACCAACCAAUGAGAGCGCAGUGACCUGCAGCCCAGACGCUGUGGUCCGAGACCCUGAAGUCAUCUACGAUGACGUGCCUGCUGAAAACCAGCAGCAGCCAGUGGACAAUGUGGAUGACAUCUAUGAGGACAUCCAGAGACCUGACCACCGUGGCUCCAAUGGCUGGAGCUCCAGUGAGUUUGACAGUUAUGAUGAACAGUCUGACAGUGAGACAGCUCCUCCAGCGCGCAGCAGCACCAGCAGCAAGCUGCCUGCAGAUGUGCUGAGGCUGAAGGAGCGUUGUGCUGUCACCAGGAGGGAGCUGGCGCUGCGUCUCAGCGCACCUCAUGUUGCUCACAUCAGACAGAGCUGUGACACUAAGGUGCAGCAGUUUAUGAAAGCAGCGAGGAACGGUACCAAGGAUGGUUUAGAAAAGACGAAGUUGGCCAUGAUUCGCAAAGUGUCAUUCCUGCAGAAGAAAGACUCCACAGGUGAGGGAAAGGACGAUGCAGGUUACAUGCAUGUGUCUGUGUGCGAGUUAAAGCACCCUCCACCACAACUCUGCCCCAUGCCAGAGGGGCUCAGCAGUCAGCAGGUUGUCAGACGUCUCAUCCUCAGCUCCAUCGUGCAGAGCGAGAGCAGCUACCUGGACUCUCUCAAGAGAAUCCUCCUGGAGUACCAGAAGCCUUUGCUGGAGCCACAGAACAGUUUCCUUAACCCCAAGAAAGUGCGUCAGAUCUUUUACCGUCUGCAGGAGAUCCAUCAGUGUCACUCCAUGUUCCAGAUUGCCCUGGCAUGUCGCGUGGCUGAGUGGGAUCACAAUGAGAAGAUCGGAGACCUGUUUGUUGCCUCGUUUUCAAAGUCCAUGGUGCUGAACGUGUACAGUGACUACAUCAACAAUUUCACUGGCGCCAUGGCACUGAUCAAGAAGGCCUGUAUGUCUAAACCUGCUUUCCUGGACUUUCUUAAGAAGAAGCAGGCGUCCAGUCCAGACAGAAUCACUCUGUACGGCCUCAUGGUCAAACCUAUCCAGCGCUUUCCUCAGUUCAUUCUGCUGCUCCAGGACAUGUUGAAGAACACUCCAAAGUCCCACGCUGACCGGUUGCCCCUGCAGCUGGCUCUCACUGAACUGGAGACCUUGGCUGAGACACUCAAUGAGCAGAAGCGUCUGGCUGAUCAGGAGGCUGAGAUCCAGCAGUUAGCGCACAGCAUGGGGGACCGCAGCUUCAACAAGCUGCUGAAGUCGGAGCAGAGGCAGCUGAUUCAGUGUGAACCGCUGACUGAGAUUGUUUAUGGCGAUAACGGUCAAGUCCUCAAGUCGAAGGAGCGAAAGGUCUUCCUGCUCAACAACACCGUGAUCUGUGCUAACAUCAACCUGAAAGGUCCCCCUGACAUCACCAGCCUGGUUCCUGUGGGUCCUAAGUACACAGUGAAGUGGUUUGCUCCUCUGCUUCAGACUCAGGUGGUGGAGGUGGGACAGGACAGUCUGCAGAGCAGGGACAGUUUCAUCUCAGCCAGACGCCAUAGCUCCACCUCCAGCAGCACAGGUAAAGUCUUUCUGGGUCCUCCCAGACUGUACCAGGAGCUGGAGGAGCUGCAGCAUGACCUGGCUGUGGUGGAGGAGGUGUCACUGCUGGUGGGGACGCUCAAUGGAACCUACCAGAAUCUGAACACCACGGUGUCUCAGGACUGGUGUCUGGCUCUGCAGAGACUCAUCCGUCUGAAGGAGGAGGAGAUCCAGAACGCCAACAAGUGUCGCCUGCGUCUCUCUGUACCAGGCAAACCUGACAAGUCCGGUCGUCCAGUGAGCAUCAUGGUGGUCUUCAGCACUCCAAGCCCCCUCAGUAAGAUCUCCUGGGUGAACCGGCUUCACCUCGCCAAGAUAGCUCAAAGUCAGGAGAACACUCCGGGGUGGGAAUAUGCUGAAGAAGAUGGGAGGACCAAAGCUCCAUUUAGUUGUCCACUGCUGGCCUGCAGACUGCCUGUUUUCUCUCCCAAAACACGGCCACUGAAGCUAGGGGCAGCUCUUCACAGUCCGUCUCAGUCCAGCCUGCUUGGGUUCUGCACUGCCAGUACGUCCUUACCACAAGGUUACCUCUGGGUUGCGGGUACAGGAGGCACCUCCACCCACGGCCAAGUGGAGAUCUUCUCCCUGAACCGAGCCACUCCUCGGCUGGUCAAGACCGUCCCACUGAGGUCCCCAGUCCUCUGUCUGGAGUAUGUGAAGGAGCCGUGUCCCAGCACAGAGGAGGAGGCCGAGAAGGCCCAGAGUCCUGCCAAGAUAGGAAACAUCAUCUGUGUUGGCCUGCAGGACGGCAGCAUCCAUGUGUACAGCAGCGUGGAUACAGCUGUUCAGUGCCUGCUGACCCUGGUGAACCCUGACAGCUGUCCAGUCCUCUGCCUCAAACAUUCGCUGUCUUUCCUCUUCGCUGGUCUGGCCAACGGCAAAGUAGCUGUGUACCAGAGGAGGACUGGAGAGAGGCUGUGGGACACGGACUCACGCAGGCUGGUGUCUCUGGGCUCUGAGCCGGUCUGCAGUCUGCUGACACUUGAAGACGCUGUAUGGGCCAGCUGUGCCAACCAAGUCUUUGUCAUCCAAGGUUCCAGCCUGGGCACACAGAGUUUUGAAGCCCACUCCGAUCCAGGCUGCAGUGUGAGCCACAUGGUUCGCUCAGGUGGGGGUGUUUGGAUGUCCUUCGCCAAGGGCUCAUCCAUUCACCUGUUCCACACAGAGACUUUGGAACCACUUCAGGAAGUCAACAUCUCCACCCGCACCACCCAUCUGACACCAGGUGAGGUUUGUGUUUCCAGCUUGCUCAUCUGUCAGGGCCUGCUGUGGGUGGGGACCAGUCAGGGCAUCAUCCUCACCUUCCCUGUCCCGACCCUGGAGGGCAUCCCCAAGAUCACAGGUAAAGGAAUGACGUCUCUGAAUGCUCACUGUGGACCGGUGGACUUCCUGGUGUCGGCCUGCAGCUCCCUGGCCUCUGACUUGCUCAGACGGGACUCCAUCCUCAACAGCAGCGAGGAUGUUGUUAACGGAGACGGAGGGGGAGGAAGAGGACGAGGAAGUAAAGGUGAUGUGGGAGAAGACGAAGGAGGGCAGAGGUUGGAACAGAGCAGCUACCCCCACGAUUCAGAACCUUCUCUACCAAUGGAGCAGAAGCCCAAGCGCCUGUUGUUGCAGUACCGCCUCCGUUCAACCAGUCAGUUGCCUGGUAAACUGCUGACAGCCCAGCCCGAAGUGGGGAACCUGAGAGCCCUCCCAGACUCACUGGAGCACAGCCUGGAGGACGGCUCUAUCUAUGAAGUCAGCGAGGACCCUGAUGUGUGGGUGAGGGGGCGGCCUGUGGAGUGGGGGAGGGACGGGGAGGCCCGGCGCAGUAAAGUCACCUCAACAGCCAUCUUCUCUAGUGGCAGAGGAUACCGCAGGAUAGGACAGACAUCAUCUGCAGACACCUGCUCAGACUCCUCUGAAAACACACUGCUGGUGUGGCAGCUCCCCCUAACUCUCAGCCAAUGACAGACGAGCGGGGCACCUGACUGAGUGACGCAUCUGUGGACUCCAGCACCAGUUUACCGCCAAACCUUUCAACUGGACAUCUUGUCUCAAGUCAAAGGAGCAAAGGACACAUCAGAAUCAGAAAAAAACUUUAUUAAUCCCCGUAGGGAAAUUCUUUGAGAUGUCAGUGGUUCUGUUGUGACAGCACCAUAACCAAAUAAUGUUAGCAAGCUAACGCUAGGGGUGACAUUAACUGUGAAGCCUAACAAUACUUUAGUGAGCAGCUACCUCCAGGAAUGUGGGACAUCAGGGAGACCAACAUUCUUCAGCUCUUUUCCCACAUGUGAUUGUAACACCAGGGUCUUCAACUCUAUCAGGUUUUCACAUUGGGACUAGUUUACGUUCCUGCUUUUGGAUCAUGUUUUGCAAAUUCUCCGUUGUGUCAGUAGGUGUACUGAAAGCCAGGCUACCUGUUUCCCUCUGCAUCAUCCAAAUGCGGGCUGCGCCAAUUCUCUUUGUAAAUCUGUCCCUGAGUCUUCCUGUUGAGUACAAACUGUCAUGUAAUUUGCAUUACAUGCACCUUUAGCAGGAGGAUACCAGCGGAACACACUGCUGCCAUCUAGCAGGAAAACUUUUUGCCUUGUCAGAGUAACACUGUAAAACCUUGAUGAACCUCCACUAAAACAUUUACCAGGGGACUGUCAUUCCUAACAGCAGGAAUAUAUAUAUAUAUAUAUAUAUAUAUAUAUAUAUAUAUAUAUAUAUAUAUAUUUCAAGACUACAAAAAGCACAACUGAACAGAACAUGGAGGAAAUGGUUGAGUGUAAGAUUCAAAUAUUGACAGCACCAGACGUUAACAGGACUGUAUGAAUGUAGAGAAUGGAUCUGCAGAGCACUGUUUGUUCUGUGUUCCUGACAUUGGUUUGGUGUUGUUGAGUUUUAAUAAAUAAAAGAUCAAGUUAAAAAAAAAAAAAAAAUUCUUAAACCAACUUGCUCACACCAAUUAAAAAAAAAAAAAAAAUCAAUCUGAACUUGUUUAUAAGAUAAAUAAUGUCGCUUAUGUUCAAUGUCCAAAAUCUAUUAAAGGGAUUAACAGCCGUCACAGUAUUGAUACGCAUGUAAAUGUAGCUAAUUUCCCAUAAGAGAGGCACUAUAACAUGCUCCUGACAUAAUCCUGUGUUUACUUUUGUGGUAAUUCAAAGCACUAUUGGUACUUAGAGUGAUAUUUAAAAGCCAUGUCAAAAUAUUUUAAGGAACAUGUUAUAAUGUAUUCAGGAUAAUGUUUUAUGUAAAUAGCACUUUUAUGAAACAUUAUAAUAUUACAAGAUGAUUUUAUCAGAAGUGGGGAGUAAAGUUGUGAUAUUAGACAUUAAAUGAGUGCUUUUAUUUUGAAAUAAAGCAGUGAUUUCAUGUCUGUAGUGAAAAUGUCCAGUGUCCUCAGAUCCAGAGAUCUGACCUGUUGAAUACUGCGCGUCCACAAAUAUGUUUGUUUUUGUUUUGUUUGUGUGUGAAAUUUAUUUAUGUAUGUCAUCAAGUGAUGUGGUAUUUACAAUUUGUGAAUUUUGGACACUUUGUCUCAGCGUCUUGACUCUUUGGCAGCAUGCAUUUGAACCUCUUUACACAACACUUUAGUUUGUUUUCAAAAUGUACAACUGCUACAUGUUGUAUGUACAUGGUACAUUUUCUUCAGUCUGAAAAAGGUUCAGAUUCAGAUUCAGGUAGAUUCUUCACCUUCGUGUUGUAGCCAUGCUGUAUUCAGUAUUUACUGCUACAUUUCACACUGGCACUUUUAGAUACAAUAAAAGAAA